Paramuricea clavata is the source of this 5913-nucleotide messenger RNA. The record is from the annotation of a GenBank genome assembly. Lineage: Eukaryota; Metazoa; Cnidaria; Anthozoa; Malacalcyonacea; Plexauridae.
AUGAGUCUUGUUAAUUUUAAUAGAUGUAGCAGUGAAAAUAGUAGAUUCAACGAUGUAAUUCAAACGAAUCCUGAGAGAGCCUGCAACGUUGCAAUAUUUCUUGGUGAAUUACUAAUGAAUUACAAGGUUUGUAAUUGGCAUAAAAUGCAUUUAUUUUCACCCUGUCAGGUAGAUGUAAUUACUGUAGUUUAUCUUUACACAAUAAGUCUUGUUUGCUCUUGCAAUUUUUGCUUUUAUUUUAGGUGGGAUUUUCUUCUGAUGAAUGUGAAUGUGAAUGAGUAGAUGAGUUAUGAAUAUUCAGAUGAGAGUACAAAACUCAUCUACUCGUUCACAUGCAUCAAAACGAGAAAAUUGCACUAGAGUGUCAACAGGCCUAUAUAAAGUAUAUACUAGGUAAUAUGAUCUAAAUAUUACCAGAUUGGAAACAAGCUGUACUGUAGCUUUAUCUGUAAAUCCUUGUUUAAGGACAUUGGCAAUAAAAAAUAGUUUAGUUCAUUUGAAAGAACUCUUAAAACUAUAUUUUGAACUCUAUUAACAGAUUGUUGUAUCUUGCUUAAUUUUCAAAAUAUUUCGACUGAAAAAAGUGAGCUGUUCGCCAUCUUGGAUUAUUGAGGAUAUGCAUGUUACGUCAAGAGAGGGGUCACGCUAAUUUUUUAUCUUGAGAGUAAGCGAUCAAUAUGGGUCCAAAACGUCGUUUCUGGUUGCUGUCAGAAAUUUAGAAAUGAUUAAAAACAUUUCAAACAAUUUUUGAUUGUUAUUCGAUCAUUUUAGAGUAGUUUUAUAUGGUUAACCCAACUCCUGACGUCAUCAAAACCAUAGAUAAUGAUGUAAAGAAUUUUUCCAAGAUGGCGGAAAGCUCAUUAAUUUCGGUCUAAAUAUUUCGAGAACUAAGCAAGAUAUGACAAAUCGGUAAUAGAGUUUAAUAUCUAAUUUUAAGAGUUCUUUUGAAUGAGACAAACUAUUUUUUUAUUGCUAAUGUCCUUUAAGUAAUGUGUUAUUAUUAUUAUUAUUAUUGUUAUUAUUAAAUAACAGUUGUCAUUAUACGGCACCAAAAAUCACUUUUGAAUAUUAAAUAAUAAAUACUGUUCAGUACAAAAUAAAAACAUAAUUCGGAUUUAUAUCUGAUAAAACACGACAACGAGAGUUUUGAAUAGCUUAAAAUACGACUACAAAAGAUGCCGUCUCAUUAGUAUUCUUUUUUAGAAUACUAUUACUGUAGGAUGAACAAUUGUAUAAUGCCACGUGUGUUUUAUCAGAUAUAAAGUCACUCCACGUGACAUAUUAUGGCUGACAUGAUUUGCCACAAGGUUUAUGAAUUGUUCAUGAGUAUUUUAACUGUAUAUAUUAACAUUAACUAAAGAACACCUAGUUAAAUUACACAUUACGAUCCGAGAUGCCAAAAAUCAAAACAAUAAAAUCAAGAGCUGUUUGUUGGGUGCUUGUUACAGAAAAUGCAUCGACUGGUCACUUUUUUGGAAAUUAUUAAUACUGGACAACUCUAGCAGACCGUCCCUUAUUAUGGGUUCACUGUUACUCUAGGUGGAGUACCCAGAGUAAUGGGUUCACAUGUGUCUGUGAAAUUAUAAUCAGAACUAUUACAUAUUUCAACAGUCGAACCCCAUUUGCACAGGUGAAAGGCACAUGUUUUAAUCACUCUGCCACCAAUGCCCCAUGUUUUCUCAGUUAGUGAUUCUUAUUUAUGUAUUGGAUAUAAGCUCUUAAUGGGAACGAAAUGUUUUUAAUUAUUGUUUUAAAUGUAUAAUCAUUGAUAUUGCCAUCAUUUACUAGACCAGUGACGGUGAAACUAUAGCGAAGUUUUUGACAGUUGUCUCCGAUACAAUAAAACAAUUACUGCUCUGUCAUGACCGGAAACUUCUCAUUUGCGCUGGAAAACUUCUAAAGGUGCGUAACAACCUUGCAUAUUUACUAAAUUUGGAUUGGGAGGCUGUGAAACAAUCUACAGUACCAUUAGUGAAAAUCUUAAUACUUUCCAGACCUGGAAACGGUGUUACUGGUGUGACGCGCAAGGCAGGAAAAGUUAAAAAACUUUAAAUACAUUUUAAAACCCGAAACGUUGCUGACACGACAGAACGUUUUCCCGCUAAGCGGGAAAGUUGUGGCUAUGUUGUGUUCAUAUGGGAAAAACAUCUCGGUCACCGAGAUCUCGCCUGUCAACAAGCGAGAUCUCGGUAACAUUUCAUAUUAUUUUCAUAACAAGGCAAGAUCUCGCCUGUAAACUUGCCGAACUGUUUUCUCGCUAGCCGGGAUAACUUUUCCCCAUAUGAACAGGGCCCUUAGUUGUUUUUUUUUGGGCGACACAAACGUGACCUUCUAACAGGUCGCAGACUCAGGUCAAAAUGGCCGCCGUUUUAGGAGCGGAUGAUAUGCAACAGAAAAUGCUUUGUCUAGAAAGCAAAGUCCGCCAGUUUGCCGCGCCGUAUAUCCGGUUCCAUGCACCCACCAAUAAUAAAAAACACUACCGUUCGAUUCAGCGUUCAAUAAUCUUUACAUAUCGUUAUCUUUACAUAUUACUUAUGUUCGUUUAUUCACAAUGCAAUGCAAGUGAUUUAUAGCCGAAAUUUUAAUGUCAAUAAUCCGGCAGAAUAUUUAAUAUGUCGUACUUUUCGUCCCUUAUUAUAACUUCUGUUUCUUGAAUAUGUACUUUUUGGCUAUACUACCAAUCGAUAGCCCUUUGAAACUGUCUUUAUAGGACCCUCUUUCGAAGGCGACGAUGCAAAAUUGGCUACAUAAAAGCCAUAUAUGUUUACAAUUCUGGUGUACGUGCGAACCAAUAUUAAGCGCGCUAUAAGGUUAGAUACACCAGAAAUCAAUUUUACGGGUCCAAGUAUCCGUAUAGCGUGCUUCCUACGUGUUUCAGAGUCCGAGUGAAAUUUCGCUCUGAAUCACAUAUGCACCAAAAGCUUCCCGGUUUAUAUUUUAAUGGCUGGAUUUGGCUCUUCGCAUUUUGCCACGUCGAAAGGCCAAUACUGCUGAUGUGUGACUGCUUUCAUAUUCUGGCAUAAACCAAGAAGUGUUUCGAACCUGUUCUACCAGCUGUCCUGCAUCCCCACUCCCUUCUCUAUUAUACCCCAGCUAAUACGCACAUGUCCUCAUUUUGAGGCUAGUGUGAAGGCCUGGGCUAGCGUCUUGUUUUAUUUUAUACUUAUCUUAGAUAGGUUUUACAGGAGAAUGUAUACAAUAGGUACUCGGAGAAACCUUGCAGUGUUAUGUAGAGUCAAACUGGAAGCACUAGCUUAGUAGCUUUUCCCAUAUGACUGAAAUAUGACAUGAAUUGAUCACCAGUCGUAGACUGUGCCUCCAACACCUCAUUUCUGGUAACUUUUCCUUGUUCUAGUACUAUGUAGAUCACAUAUUUUGAUAUGUACAGUACCAUAUAUUUCUGUAUGUCCAGCUUUUUUAAAGUCAGUAGUAGCGAAUAUCCAAGAUGGUUUCCGAGGACUAAAACUGGUUUACAUGCACUAGCAAUUUUGUCGUCGAUUUGAUUUACAUGCACUAGCAAUUUUGUCGUCGGGCAGAUAGAAGGAAAAAACUUACGAUAUCGUGGGACAAUUCCAUUUUGCCUUCAUAUUGUGCCCUGAAGGCUAGUAAGUACGUUUCUCUAUGUUGGCCGCGUUAGAAUUUCUUAUGGACUCCUGCCGACACGUUUUUCUUCAAAUUUUGUAUUAAACUCUAUUACAGUUAAAAAAUGUGAAAUUUCAAAUACAUUUCUAACACAAAUGAUUUACAUCAUUUGAUAGCUUGCAAAAAACUACAUAUAAGACAUUUAAACGGUUACCAGGGUUUUUCAAGUUCUUCUUGAGUUAUGAGCUGUUGAAUGCGUAUUUUCAGACUAGUACCCAGGAUUUUUGCGAGAUUUUGGCUUAUUUGUCACAUUUGAAACAGCAAUAACUCGAAAACCGCUUGGAAAUCCCAACUAACCAUUUAACUGUCUUAUAUGUAGUUUUUUGUUAGCUUUCUAUUGAUGCAAGUCAUUUGUAUUAGAAAUGUAUCAGAAAUUUCACGUGGAAAUUUCACUGUAAUAGAGAUUAAUACAAAAUUCGAAGAAAAACUUGUCGGCAGGAGCCCACAAGAAAUGUUAACGCGGCCAACAUAGAGAAACGUACUUACUAGCCUUCAGGGCACAAUAUGAAGGCAAAAUAGAAUUGUCCCACGAUAUCGUAAGUUUUCCAUAAUUUUGAUCCUCUAUCUGCCUGACUACUGAUGCGAAUGAGUGAACUCGCAGCCAAAAGUAUGGAAUCGCGUUUUGGACCUAUAUAUUUCUAAGUCUAUUGCAUGUCACUCAUUCAUUCACAUCCGCCAGGAGGAGAAAAAUUACCGACGAAAUUGCUAGUGUGAACCAGGCUUUAGUGCCCACUAACGAAACAUUAGACAAUCAAUUAAUCUUUUUAACUACAGGGAAGGAAGAUCUUACUCACAUUUUGUUGUUUAAUCAGAAACGUCAAAUGUCACACCUAAAUGUGAAUUGUAACCGAUUCUAUAUUUGCAUUUUUAGUUGACCGGAAGUUCAUUGAAUCAAACUGAUGAACUGUUUGAUACUGUAACACGGUUAGCAAGUGAUUCACGUGUAGACAGGUAUGGUAUGUUUUGUUUUCAAAAUUAUUGACGAUGCUCUCUUCAGACUAGAGAAUUGAAAGAGCAUCGAUUAACUCACUUUAUAAAUGUCAACGGUAGAACAUAGUCUAAUUCUCUACAGGAUCUUUCAUUCUUUCACUUAUUUAUUCACUAUUUAAACCUGAAAUAUAAUUCUUUCUUAUACCUGUAAGAGUUUUCCAGAAGGAAGAGCUACAUUCAUAUUACGUGUAACACGAGGGGCUUUGUUUUGAGGGAAAUAGCAUCGCUUCGGGUAAUAUUGCGCCGAAUCUCCCUCGCUCCAGUUCUAUAAAAUAAUUAUAUAUUAUACCGAAAUUAAAAGCCUCCAAGUUGAGAAUAUAAAACUUGCCACAUACCUUCGUGCAUACGAUGUUUUAUCAAAUCUACUAGAAAAGGGUAGAAGCAAGUCUGACGUUUCGAGCAAAUGUCAUUGAACACGUGAGCUUUUAUUUACGCGCAAAAAUAUCAUGUUUUGUGAUUCUUGUCAAAAAGAUGCCCUUACAGCAGACUUGUAGCACGUUUAUGAACAGUUUGUAAAAAUGCUUCAAUUAACAGUAAAUUCUAUUACGUUGCUACAGGUCUGUGAUUUGACUUGUGCCUUUUUUAUGUAUUGUACAACUACAACCAGUCGUGCGACACGAUGAAAUCAAUCUGAUCACCCCUUACCUCUGUGUUAAGCCUCCUAAUUUCAGGUUGAGGACCUGGAUUUACUAAGGUUGGGUAACUUCACUGCCCUGGAAAAACUCAUGUAAGUAGAGUUUGUUGGUUCUCUCCGUGUCCUCCGGUUUUCCUCCUUCAAUGAAAGCUAAUCCUUAGUGAUUAAUUGUAAAAAACUAACAUCCGGCGAGGCAUUUGCCGAUUGUGAAACCUGUUACGGCUUUAUGAAAGGUCUUUGCUUUUUAUAUUCUUUUACAGGUAGUUUCAAGAGGCGAAACAUAGUUUAUAAUUUUCGCAGGGCCUGGGAGGAGGUUUUUACUCAUUUUUCCUGGAGUCCCCAUAUAAUGUCAUAAUUACUGAACAGCGGAUCCUUGUAGCAGAACAGGUGCACUUCUCAGACAAAUUAUUAUUUUAAAAAACAUUCUUUCUAGGACUGCACAGAUGUUGUUUAGUCGUGUGUGCGAGUUAAGAAGGACAAGUUGGGGUCAACACGAAAUACCACAAACCCCUACGUACACUCAACCAAAUCCCUAUGGUGCACAAGGAUAUUCAAUGUAUAUUCCAGUAAGUGAAAUUCAUUGUAGCUCGAUUGAUCAGUCGAUUAUAAUUUGUCAUGCCAAAUAUAAAACAAAAAACGAUGGAUAG